Bufo gargarizans (Asiatic toad) is the source of this 1989-nucleotide messenger RNA. RefSeq names its product zinc finger protein 432-like. Gene Ontology annotation, biological process: regulation of immune system process; regulation of cytokine production; negative regulation of transcription by RNA polymerase II. Lineage: Eukaryota; Metazoa; Chordata; Amphibia; Anura; Bufonidae. The record is from RefSeq and is a predicted model, not a curated record. The transcript is spliced from 5 exons. Bases 24 to 1388 code for a protein of 454 amino acids.
ACAAAGAUCUGUACACAGACGUCAUGAUGGAGGAUCGCCGGCCCCUCAUAUUACCAGUUAAGGAAGAGAGAACAACACCUGAGAGAUGUCCCAGUCCUUAUCUUCCACAGGAUAACUCAGAAGAACAUCACUAUGUCCCACAGGAUGAACAGGUAGAUGGAUAUAAGGACGUCAUGAUGGAGGAUCACCGGCCUCUUACAUCACCAGUAAAGGAAGAGAUAAGCACACCGGAGAGAUGUCCCAGUCCUCUUCCUCCACAGGAUGGUUCAGAAGAACAUCAGAAUGUACUACAGGAUGAUCAGCUUGUGAAUCCGGGUGAAGAUCUGAAAUAUAUUAAUCCUACAAAGACAUAUGUGAGGGGUGAUGAGCAGAGUACAGAGGACAUUCCUACAGAUAACCGCCCAGAUGACUGUACCAGGAACUUAGAGAAACAUCUUAUAUCUUCAGAUUUUGAAGUAGAUCAUUGUUUUAUCACACAAGAUACAUUUGAAAAUCAAGCCAAUAUCCAAGAUAUACCCUCAUCCGUUCACAAGAAAAAUGUAUCAUUUGAUUAUUUUAAACAGGUCCAAUCUUUUGAUUCAUCACAGACUUUAACACAAAAUAAAAGUCACAUAAGAGGUGACCACAUAAGGGAGAAGCCAUAUUUAUGUUCAGAAUGUGGUGAAUGUUUUAGGCAGAAAUCGGCUCUUGUUAUACAUCAGAGAAAUCACUCAGCAGAUAAGCCAUUUUCAUGUUCAGAAUGUGGGAAAUGUUUUCAGUAUAAAUCAGGCCUUGUUAUACAUCAGAGAAAUCACACAGGGGAGAAGCCAUUUUCAUGUUCAGAAUGCUGUAAAUGUUUUCAGUAUAAAUCAGGUCUUGUUAAACAUCAGAGAAAUCACACAGGAGAGAAGCCAUAUUCUUGUUCAGAAUGUGGUGAAUGUUUUCAGUAUAAAUCGGGUCUUGUUGCACAUCAGAGAAAUCACGCAGGAGAGCAGCCAUUUUCAUGUUCCGAAUGUGGGAAAUGUUUUAAUCGAAAAUCAAGUCUUGUUACACAUCAGAGAAAUCACACAGGAGAGAAGCCAUUUUCAUGUUCAGAAUGUGGUAAAGGUUUUAAGCAUAAAAUAAGUUUUAUUAUCCAUCAGGGAAAUCACACAGGAGAAAAGCCAUAUUCAUGUUCAGAAUGUGGUAAAUGUUUUAACACUAAAUCAUCUCUUCUUUACCAUCAAAUAAUUCACACAGGAGAGAAGCCAUAUUCAUGUUCAGAAUGUGACAAAAAUUUUAAGCACAAAUCACAUCUUGUUAUACAUCAGAGAUAUCACACAGGAGAGAAGCCAUUUUCAUGUUCAGAAUGUGGGAAAUGUUUUCACCAAAAAUCACAUCUUGUUAGACAUCAGAGAAUUCACACAUAAGAGAGGCCAUCUUCAUAAAACUGGAUACCCACAAGAGCUGGUAUCCAGAUAUGUGGAAAAAGGGGUGUUAUUCACACUAGAGAGAGGGGCUACCACUGAUAAGAGUAAGUCUGUCUGUGUGACACAUUGUAAAUCUAUGGGACUAGUGUAUCUUUUAACCAUAUUUGGUCAAGCACAAAACCAGGGCCUGAUAUAAAAAGAUAACGAUCUACCUAUUCCAGCCCCAGUCUGUACUACCACUAUAAGUAUUAUAACAUUAAAAAGAAAUAUGGACUUGUCAGGAAACCGUCAGCUCUGGUCUUACUGGACACAUUUCAUCAGUAAUGUGCAAGUUCUCCCAAAAAGUGACCCAGGCUACGAUUGCCUCAUUACAUAGAAGCCAUUACUCAUCUUCCUAGAGAAAUAUCUUCUUAAUCUGCACACCCUGACCAAAAUGUGCCUGUAGAUAAAUCCAACAAGUGGGGUCCCCACCACUCCUGUAUUUGUAGAAGUCAUGUGGUUCGCUCAUCUCACAUGAAUUUACCAGUGGGGGAAUCCUUGGUUAUUUUCUUUGUUAAGUUUUAUAAUUGAAGAUGACUUGAUAUAAAAUGUAUUUAUUGGA